Molecule: messenger RNA, 705 nt
Organism: Paraglomus occultum
Lineage: Eukaryota; Fungi; Glomeromycota; Glomeromycetes; Paraglomerales; Paraglomeraceae
Source: the annotation of a GenBank genome assembly
AUGCGUAGAUCGCUUUCCAACUCUUGGAGAAAUUAUUCAGGUCGAGAUACGAAUAGCUCGUCAGCACCUUUUAAUGCGUCUGAAACUGCGAUCGCUGAAGUAGAAGGAAAAAAGGAGGAGGAGGAAAGAAUAAAAACCUCAGGACCAUAUCCGUUAUCUAAUAGUUGGACUUUUUAUCGUGAUAAGUAUGUUGCAAAUGCUACUCCUGAAGAAUAUGCUCAGAAUCUAGUAGUCCUUGCGACGGUAGCGACCGUUCAGAACUUCUGGGCUGUUUAUAAUAACAUUCCCGGGCCCGACCAGUUGCAAUCACGAUGUAGUCAUCAUUUUAUGAAGAGUGGAAUAAGACCAGUAUGGGAAGACCCGAGAAAUGAAAAUGGAGGCGCAUGGUACUUUCGAGUGGACAAGUCAGAUACAGCGUUUGUCUGGAGGGAAUUGUUAAUGCAGUUAAUAGGAGAGCAGUUCGAAGACUGUAUCGCAGAGGACGAUGAUAUUUUUGGAUUGUCAGUUUCGUCACGUUAUAAUACUGACAUCUUUACGAUGUGGAAUCAAAACGCGAAUGCACCGAAUCUGUCAAAAGUACUAGACAAAUUGCUUGAAAUUCUCAAGCCGGUUCAGCUUCAACUCCCAUACUAUAAAGCACAUAAGGACCAUUCAAGUUUCAAGAAAUCUGACUCACCAGCUGCAAAUGGGCAAAUGUUGGGAUGA